ACUUGGUGCGCUGUCACUCAAGUUGCAGCGCGAGCAUGGGCCUGACGGAGCUGCUGAGCAACAUGUCCGAGGGCGAGAAACUGGCGCUUGUUGUCGGCGCUGGAGUGGCUUUUCUGGGAAUGGGGCUCGGUUAUAAAUACUUGUGGAAGCCUGAAAAGUUAGUUUCCGUGGGCGUCGUGUCGAAGCUGCUCAUCCAUCCGCUGAAAUCUGCGAAAGCUGUGUCCGUGGGCGUGGCCGAAUGCCAGAACUUGGGUCUGAAAAGCGGGGAACUGCGCGACAGGCACUGGCUGGUGGUGACCGAGGAUGGUCACAUGGUGACCGGACGACAGCAGCCUCGUCUGGUCUUGGUUUCUAUGACCAACGAUGGGACCCACGCGGUUCUGAACGGACCCAACAUGGAAGAGUUGAGAUUUCCAAUGAAACAACCAGAGAAUAAAGUCAUGGACUGCAGAGUGUUUGGUGAGGACAUCCAGGGCCGGGACUGUGGUGACAAAGUCUCUCGCUGGCUUACUGAUUAUCUGGGGGACGAGAAAACCUAUCACAUGGUGCACUUUGAACCCCAGAUGAGGGCGCGCUUUCCAGCCAAAUCCAUGUCUGUGUUUCCAAAGAAAGAGGAGGUGGCAUAUCCGGAUGUUGGAGCCGUGAUGCUUCUGUCUGAGGCCUCCGUCGAGGAUCUCAGCACCAAGUCGGACAACAAGCUCACCGUGGAGCGCUUUCGGCCCAACAUUGUCAUCAGUGACUGUGGGCCAUAUGAUGAGGAUUCUUGGGAAGAGAUCCAGAUUGGCAGCGUGCGACUGCAGCGUGUCAUCUCAUGUGGAAGAUGCAUUUUUACCACGGUUGAUCCUGAAACUGGUGUUAUAACCAGAAAGGAGCCCCUGGAAACUUUGAAACGGUACCGUCAGUGCAAGCCAUCCGAGAAGCACCUUUACCAGUCGUCUCCAUUAUUCGGACAACUCCUCUCCGUCAAGAAGACGGGCAUCAUGCAGGUUGGAGAUGUUGUGUACAAGAUCAGUCGUUAAAGGAGUUGGACCAUCAACACCACCACCACGUCUUAGCCGACACUAACAUGAAGUCAAAAUAAGAUCAUAGAUCAAAUCGGUAGUUGUUUGUGAUAAAUGUAUUCAGGUAAAUAACUGCUUAAAAAGUGCUGAUAAAAAUCUCUAUUUUUGUAUUAUUGUUACAACUGAUAAUGACAGACCAUAACAGGUAAAGUUGGUGAAUGUAAUACUAGGUUUACAGUAUAUAAAGCAGAGGUGCCCAAGCGUUGGUCUGCGGUCGGCCAGAGAGGCUUUUGAUCGUUUCAUUGUUGCACCACAAGAUGGAGCCCUAGGUCAUGGAGCCGUACAGCGCUGUUAUUUACUCUCCUGGUUAUUUGAAAUUGUCAACAUGUUUAUCUCACCUGCGGAGCAACCCACUGCAGUCGUUUAGGAAGGUAUGUCACUAGCAUAACAUGAUCACUGUUCUGAGCUCUUUUUUUUAUCCUUUUGCAUGUUCACGGAACGCAACCCUGAAGCCAAAAUGUUUCACACUCUUGUGGUUAAGACGCUGAACCAGAUCUUAUUUUGAGUAAAGAUCACAAUUACAGCCGACUUCUGAGGCACGCACACUUUUUGGUGGGGUUUUUUUUUACCCUUUUUACCCGUUGAUGUAAAUUGGGCCAAGUCUUUUUCAGUUCAUUCGGGUGGUAGUUAAGUUGAACCAGUGUUUUCUUGUUUUAUGGCUGUCAGAAAUGUAGUUGUGCACAUGGUGUAAGUAAGUGGUUGUGGCUGUGUGUUGAGAUUUCUCAGGACAAAUCAAGCCUUAACAGUCUUCUCACCACAGUCCUUAAAUAAACAGGUAUUUUCCAUGUAUUAUUCAAUGAUUUUCAAGUGUAAAUUUGGGAAUUUGAUUUGUUUGUCAAUGGAAAGUUGAGCUCCUCCUCAAUUUGCAAUAUGUAAUACACUUUUGGUGGUCAAA
This is a messenger RNA of Synchiropus splendidus (mandarinfish), 1956 nucleotides long. Its product is annotated as mitochondrial amidoxime-reducing component 1-like. Gene Ontology annotation, cellular component: mitochondrial inner membrane. Bases 36 to 1019 code for a protein of 327 amino acids. The record is from RefSeq and is a predicted model, not a curated record. The transcript has 7 exons. Gene Ontology annotation, biological process: nitrate metabolic process. Lineage: Eukaryota; Metazoa; Chordata; Actinopteri; Syngnathiformes; Callionymidae. Gene Ontology annotation, molecular function: molybdopterin cofactor binding; nitrate reductase activity; pyridoxal phosphate binding.